Crotalus tigris (Tiger rattlesnake) is the source of this 7315-nucleotide messenger RNA. It is a transcript of the gene NFIA, whose product is annotated as nuclear factor I A. The transcript has 11 exons. The record is from RefSeq and is a predicted model, not a curated record. The coding region runs from base 570 to 1958 and encodes 462 amino acids. Gene Ontology annotation, molecular function: DNA-binding transcription factor activity, RNA polymerase II-specific; RNA polymerase II cis-regulatory region sequence-specific DNA binding. Gene Ontology annotation, cellular component: nucleus. Gene Ontology annotation, biological process: regulation of transcription by RNA polymerase II. NCBI's taxonomy places the organism in Eukaryota, Metazoa, Chordata, Lepidosauria, Squamata, Viperidae.
AUUGGUAGAAAACUGGUAAUUAUUUUUAGAAGAUAGCACCAAAUCCAACUGGUAAAACUCUUUCGUAUAUUGUGCUCUAUUAUCCCUGAUUGUUUGGUUCUGAAAUUUCCUACAUUUGAUCAAGGAAUUUUAGAUACUCCUCUAGCAUUUCAUAACAAUAUCCUUUAUAAGAAUACCCAUCAAAUUAUUUUAAGAAUUGAUUAGUUUUAAUCAAUUAGUUUUAAUCAAUUAAAUUAAGAAUUAAGAAAUUUAGACGUCAAUCUUAUUCAUUAUUAGGGGAAGUAAGUCUCAAUGAAUUCACAAGAACAUCCUUUUGAAUAGGCAUGUAUAUAGAUUUGCACCGUAGACAUUCAGUAUCGAAGGACAUAUACUUCUAGCAACACGAGGAAGACCAUGUUGUCUUCUAGUAUGCCAACAGCGCUUCUUCCUCUUCUUACCAAGAAAGCCCAGAUUCAGAUGAAUUUCAUCCCUUCAUUGAAGCACUUCUUCCCCAUGUCCGAGCAUUUGCGUAUACAUGGUUCAACUUACAAGCUCGAAAACGAAAAUACUUUAAAAAACACGAAAAGCGCAUGUCAAAGGAAGAAGAAAGAGCGGUGAAGGAUGAAUUGCUAAGCGAAAAACCUGAGGUUAAACAGAAAUGGGCAUCCAGACUUUUGGCAAAGCUUCGGAAAGACAUCAGGCCUGAGUAUCGGGAAGAUUUUGUUCUAACUGUGACAGGAAAAAAACCUCCUUGUUGUGUUCUUUCCAAUCCAGACCAGAAGGGCAAAAUGAGAAGAAUUGACUGUUUACGGCAGGCAGAUAAGGUCUGGAGGCUGGACCUUGUUAUGGUGAUUUUAUUUAAAGGUAUUCCGCUUGAAAGUACUGAUGGCGAACGCCUUGUAAAGUCCCCACAGUGCUCAAAUCCAGGGCUGUGUGUACAGCCCCAUCACAUAGGGGUUUCUGUUAAGGAACUCGAUUUAUAUUUGGCAUACUUUGUGCACGCGGCAGAUUCAAGUCAGUCAGAAAGUCCCAGCCAGCCAAGCGAAGCUGAUAUUAAGGACCAGCCUGAAAAUGGACAUUUGGGCUUCCAAGACAGUUUUGUCACAUCAGGUGUUUUCAGUGUCACUGAGCUAGUAAGAGUCUCUCAAACACCAAUAGCUGCAGGAACAGGCCCUAAUUUCUCUCUCUCAGAUUUGGAAAGUUCCUCGUAUUACAGUAUGAGUCCAGGAGCAAUGAGGAGAUCUUUACCAAGCACCUCUUCUACCAGUUCCACAAAGCGUCUCAAAUCUGUAGAGGAUGAAAUGGACAGUCCUGGUGAAGAACCAUUCUACACAAGCCAAGGGCGGUCUCCAGGAAGUGGAAGUCAAUCAAGUGGAUGGCAUGAAGUGGAGCCAGGAUUGCCAUCGCCAACUACAUUAAAGAAGUCAGAGAAGUCUGGUUUCAGCAGUCCCUCGCCUUCACAGACCUCCUCCCUUGGAACGGCAUUCACCCAGCAUCAUCGACCUGUCAUUACAGGACCCAGAGCAAGUCCACACGCAACACCAUCGACUCUUCAUUUUCCAACAUCACCCAUUAUUCAACAGCCUGGGCCAUACUUCUCACACCCAGCAAUUCGCUAUCAUCCUCAGGAGACUCUGAAAGAGUUUGUCCAACUUGUCUGCCCGGACGCUGGUCAGCAGGCUGGACAGGUGGGGUUCCUAAAUCCCAAUGGUAGCAGCCAAGGCAAGGUGCACAAUCCAUUCCUUCCCACACCAAUGUUGCCACCACCGCCUCCUCCCCCAAUGGCUAGGCCUGUGCCUCUUCCAGUGCCAGACACAAAGCCUCCAACCACAUCAACAGAAGGAGGUGCCGCCUCUCCCACAUCACCCACCUAUUCAACACCCAGCACCUCCCCUGCAAAUCGAUUCGUCAGUGUUGGACCACGGGAUCCAAGCUUUGUAAAUAUCCCUCAACAGACACAGUCCUGGUACCUGGGAUAAAACUAACAGUUUCCCACCAUCCAGCAGACAGACCACCUGACCCACGUUCGAACUCUGUAACAUGGAAGCAGCCACAAAGCAGUGUUGUUACUUCACGUCCAUGGAAGGAGAGCAGACAGAGAUUGACAUCAAGCAACUGCUCUUACUCAGAGACGGCAAAUGUUAUGAUUGAGCAUCAGAGGCCGUAAUAUAGUGGGGGGGAGGAGGGAGUUUGAGGGUUGGGGUUUUGGUUUGGUUUGAGGUUUUUUUUUUAAAGAACACCUUAGUGACCGAUGUAAUUUCUCAUAUGGUGCUGGAAAUGUUUGAGCUUCAUAUUUUUGAAGUGUUUCAAGUGAUAGUGUAAGAAUUAGGGACAUUGAGUAGCAGAGCGAGCCUGCUGGCUACUUACUGACUUGCUAUUGUAACCCUUUCCAUACAGCACCUAACUGUUUUACAGUAUUUUUUACUGAUUAAUUUCCCAUACAAGUGUGAGACUUACUGAGAGAUCCGAAGAGCUACACAUAAAUAACUUUAUAGUAGCUGAGUUCUUCAGUAUGACACUUACAAGACAGUCAUGGGGCAUGUUUUUUCUGUAACAUAUCAGGAUUUUUUUUUUAAUUUUGCAAUCAGCAAUUCAAUAUAUGACACGAAUCAUAAGAUGGUAAUUGACAGGUUGGUUUCCACAUAAGUGGCAAAGAAAUAUAAACCAUCAAUCUACUACAGGUCAAACAAAAAAGAAAGAAAAUAAAUGCUGCACUUAACAUGAAACAUUUUUGACAAUUUUCAACAAUGACAUAAAAUUCAUAUGGAAAUGGGGAAGUUGGUCUGUUUUGAUAGAAACUGACAGGAAUCAAUCAAAACAAUUGAAUUUUGAAUUGAGAAAAGUGCAAUUUCAUUGGAUAGCUAAAUAUCUUUGUAAGAUAGAGAUUGUUGAAAAUUCUAUUUUUGUUUUCCAAGUCCUUCCACCCCAGGACUCUAAAUUAUUGGGGUAAAAAACAGCCUUGAAAGAAAAAAAAGGGGGGGAGCUAUUUUUGCUUUUUAUGUUUUUUAUUGUUAAACUUGUAUCCCUUUAAACUGAAGGAAAUUUAAAACGUUCACACACAAAAUUUGAUGGUGCUUUUACCACAAUAUGUUAUCUUCAUUAAAUGCUAAUUAUUUUCUGUUAUCAAAGCACAUAAUUAAAAUUAAAUCAUAAUAUCUGUUCAUUAUAUAAGCUAAAAAUCAAUUAUCAUAGAGUAUGAUAAUUCUGACAAAUCAUACAUGUUUCCGGCAAUAUAGGGUAUAUCACUUCUUAAAAAUAUCUUGGCCACAGUUUAAUGCAGAGGAAGGCAUGCUUAAAAAAUAGCUUUAAGCAUUUUGUAGCCUGCAUUGGAUUGUGGUCUUUUAAUAUAAUAAGAGAUAGCUGUCCAGAAAGUAAAAAUGCCUCUGUGUCCCUGAACUGGCCUUUUCUUUUCUUUUCUUUCUGGACUGCAAAGGCAUCAGUAGAGAAGCAAAAUGUGGAUUUAUAUUUUAUGCCAGUUCAAAGUGAGGGCACUUGCUUAAAAAAAAAAGAAAGUUUGGACCCCAAAUGUCCUGUAUCUUAUGUAAAAAAAAAAAAAAAGGAAAAAAAACAGCAAAAAAAGCAGCAAAAAAAUGCAAGUGAUUUUUUUUCUUCUAUCAGACAGCGGAGCACCCCUUUGCUUUCCAUGCAACUUUAAGAAGGUUUCCUAUAUUAUACAUAUAUAUACGUUCUGGUUGGCAAAUCUAGCUAAUCAGAGAAAGUCUCUGCAUGUUCUAGUGUUAGUAACUAAUUUUUAUAUAGUUAAUGUAGGGUAAAGUAGAGUGCAUUAAGACACAAUAUUGUAAUCCCUAAUCCAGGCACUUGCCUUUAAACUAUGUUUGUUCGGCCCUUCAGAAGGGUUUCUACUACUGUCCUAUACAAUCAAGUAAACUGAAUUUCUUGGGAAGACACUUUGCUCCUCAUCUUUUCCCUAAAACUUUGUUGUUUUGUUUUGUUUUGUUUUCUUGAUUUGCACGAAACAAAAUAAUAAUAAUAAUAAUAAUUCCAUAUCAAUGUGCCUUGCCCUGGAUAGCGAUUAUUUGUGGAAUUGUUGCACAUGUUCCUCUAUUGAAAGGGUUAUUUUUCCCCCCCUAGUCAAGCAUUUGGAGACACUUUUUUGUAAAUGUGACUUUUAUGUCCGCCAUUGUCAGUUUCAGCAUCUUAGAAUACAAUAGAAGGUUAGUUGUUUCACAGAUAGGGGUAGUGUUUUCUUGUCCUGUACGGUCAGUGGCAGUGCUAUUCUGAUAUCUGUAGAUGCUAGAGUAUAUCAGUAUUUUUGAUGUGGCUGCAUUUUACCAUUUUCUUUGGAGUCUUCCUUUUGUUCAUUUUUAUUUUUUCCCAGAUAUAUGAAAAUAUGCAAUACCUGCUUAUAUCACAUAGAAGAAAAGCUUAGCAAUUCUUAAUUUUUCUUUUAAGUCUUUUUUUUUUUAAUUUGACCAAAGUCGGUGCUGCACUUGAAGCAGCAUGUUUUAGGUGUUUGUCUUUGUACUUUUUUUGUGUGUGUGUGAUUUUUGAAUGCACACGCAGGAAGGGCUCUUCUUAGAGAAGCAGUCAAACUGUGAAGCACUAAGCUGAACCCUGCUUCAAGCAGUUUUUGUUUUUCAAUUCUUCCUUUCACAAGCAAGCCUUAAAAAAAAAAAAAAAACACCUCCCGUUUUCUUCAAAUCCCACACCCAUUUUUAUUAGCAGAUUGCAAUCAAACCACAUUCAAUAAAAAGUAUGAAAUGCCCAUUUUUAUAUGCACGUUUUUAAACUUCCAAGUUCUGAAAAUUGUUUACUGGUUAUUCUCUAUUUAAGGAAAAAAUGUUUUGGAUUUUCAUAUAUGUCAAAUAAGUGGUUGAGUAGUCAUUUGCUCUGUUGUAUUGUGUGAUUGUUAGUAUUAUGGUAUCACAUCCACUAGCCAGCAUCCUUUGCCUUCCCUAUAGCACUUAGCAGGGCAUUACCUUAUUAAGACAUAUGUGCACUAAAAAUAAAAAAAUAAAAAAAUUAGCAGCUUUCAGUGCUUCACAGUGAAGGGGAAAAAAAGCCUAGACAAACAUUUUGUCAGAACCUUGCUCUAAGCCAAGGUAUUACCAGUAAAUUGGUUGUAUAUACAACAAAAUUGCACCCUUUUUUUAAAAAAGAAACAAAGCAAACUAAGCAAUAGUUUGGGCAGUUAGUUGUUUUUAGUAAGCAUGUGAUAGUCAUGGCCAGAAAGAGAGAGAAUCAAAGCUGCCCACUCAGAAGCUAUGUAAUGUGUAUGUUGUAUAGUUUUAUUGAUUACACUGAUUUAUUCUAUCCUAUUUUAUAAUGCAGGACUUUUGUAAUGUUGUUUAAAUAAGGAAAAAUUUCUGUCAAAUUAGCUUAGUGAAAUUCUGAUUGUUCGUUAUAAAGGCAGCAUUCAUAGAAUUGCUUUUUUUCCCCCCCUUUGGGAACUGGAUUUAAGUUAAAAACUUUCCUGUUUCCUUUUUUGUAUGUAUUUAAAUACAGUUUCCCCCCCCCCUUUUCUCAAUAGUAUAGCAUAUUCCUAUGCUUGAGAAGUAUAGGCUACUGAAAAACCAUUGUAAAUGGACAUUACAGAUAUGCUGUAUUUUUGAAGGCGUUUUAUCAUAUUAAGUUUGAAGGUGGUAAAGUUAGGGAAUUCUGAUUGGAAUCACACAAAACAAAUUGUUUUUAAAGGCUUUAAACAUUAGGUUUGUGGUCAAGGGUGUUUACCAACAGAAGUUGUAAAGUAUUAAAGGCACUAAAUUAACUUUUGUUUCAUCUUGUUGUCAUGCAAUAACAGCAGUUUGAAUCUAUUCAGGUGUGGAGAACAGAGUUUUAUUCCUCAAAGCAGAGUGCAGAAUGUAGAUCUGAAGGGAGGCAACUGCAUGGGGUGUGCAGUCCUUAAUAGAAAAAUAAUCUUGGAACACACACUGCGGAAUCAGAUUAACAUAUCCAUUGCCCAAUUCAAAACUGCUUUUUUAUUCUUUGCACAGACAGCUUUUCUGCCCAAGUCAUUCUUUCAAAAUGACUAUAUACCCAACACCAACCCUUUUGCCUCCUUAUCCCAAAUAGAAACAGCAGUUCUUUCCUUGAAUUAACUUAACUAACAGAAAUUUUGUUCUCUUGAUCUCUUUCCAAAAUAGGGCUUAGCGGAUUGUCAUCCUGCACACCCUCGAGAUGUUGCAUUAUUUAUUCGUUGUGUUUUAUAUAUUUUUUGAAACCAGAGGCUAAUGCAAUCUUCCCCAAUCUGAUGUUCACCAAGGGUGUAGGACUGUGGCUCCCCUCAUCCCAGGAUAGCAUAGUCAGUGACCAUGUUUGCUCAUGAAGAUAAGCUGUAGAGAAAAACGUGGCUGGAAAAACCUUGAUUGGAGAAGGGCACCAGCCAUGGGUGUACCUUUUCUGCAAGGAAGUGUCCAGUCUUCUCUUGCAAAUUGGCAAGCAAAAGAAUAGAAUUGGUGAGGGGUGUUUUUCAUGUCCGCAGAAUUCAGUCAGCCCAGAGGAAUAUGCAAAAAUCCCUCUACUUACUUUUCUUUCAAUGUCUUCUCUUUGUUCCAUAUAGUUUUCAGCUUUAUAGUAACAGUAUUAAAUUUACUGUGUGUGUGCGCGCACACACACACACACACACACAAACGAGAGAAAAGGCAAAAAAAAACUCACAUCCAAAUACAUGGCAUAAAACUGAACUUUUUUUUCCUUGUAAUUUAAAAAAAAAACAAAUGUCAAUAUUAUUCUUUGCAUUGUGUCUCUGGAAAUAUCUUUUUAUGGUUUUACUUUGGUAGAAGGCCUCUAUAGAACAAACAUUGCAAACCACAAUGGGGAUGAAAAUGUAAGGAGAGCUUCAAUGGCACCUAAAAGAAACUCAUCUUUCAUGCAAUCUAUUGGGGAGAAACUCAUGAAAUAAACUCUGCCUGCCAGGCAAGGUUUCCAUUAAAUUCAAGCUUAUGAAGCCAAUUUUGUCUUGAAGUCAACGCAUGUAUUACUGUUGGACAGUAAAACCCGGCUAUGCCAUCAUCAAGUCCAAGGCUGUGCAAUAGUCUAAUUAGUAUUGAGUACCAUUUCCCUUUUAUUUUUUCCAAUAAUAAAAAAAACAACAACAGUGGGAUGAAAAUUGCUUUGAUAUAUAGCAGGUAACAUUGAAGCUAUUCCAUAGCACUUAACUGUAGUGAAUACUGUGUCACCAAUUCUGAAAUCAAUUUAAUGUUUAAUGCAAACCCAUUACAUGGUGCUAUUACAGGCUGGCAAAAUGAUUUACAAAAAUGUGACAACUUGGGCUCAAUUCACUCUGCUUUCUAACAAUGUAAAUGCAUAGCAGUGUUUAUCUGCAUGAGAACUAUGCACUAAUAUAAAUCUGAAAAAAAAAAAAGAAAUAUAUCAA